Molecule: messenger RNA, 786 nt
Organism: Encephalitozoon cuniculi GB-M1
Lineage: Eukaryota; Fungi; Microsporidia; Unikaryonidae
Exons: 1
Coding region: 1-786 (261 amino acids)
Source: RefSeq, marked provisional
AUGAAGAUCUCAGAACCUCCUGCAAUCAGCAAGCCAACCAGGGACGAAAGCGAGUUAAUCCGGAUGUACUUGAAAACGAUUAUCUGCGACUUUAAAGCACCAAUGCUCAUCGCAUUUCCUAUACUUAUGGGCCUUAUGCUAAAAGAAACCGUUAAGAGUUCCUUAUUCCUCAGAUUUAUUAUAAUGCUUCUUCCAUUCUCGUACUCAGCUCUAGAAUGUUUUCUCCUGUUUCGCAACAACUUAGAAUCGAGCUAUAGAUCUGAACUGCACAAGAUGCCCUACUCCAUUUUUAACGUCCUUCUUAUUGCAUUCUCUGUUAUUUCUAUUCUUUCAAUCGCCAUAUUCCCACUCAGCACAUGGAGUAAUAAUGAUGUCAGCUCCUAUUCCAUGCUUCUUCCCUGCUUGAUUGUACCACUUACUUACAUGCUAUCCAUCUCUUGUAGCCUUGUUUCAGGAUCAAUAUUAUUUACUGAUACCGGGAUUGAUAUCCUCAUUGAUGCCUCACUACUGCUGUGCACACUACUACUGUUGGUAUUUUGGAUUAUAGAAUCCAAGUAUUUUCCCUACUUUGUUUUUGCCUCUCUCAUCCUCGUCUUAAUAAGAUCGUUCAGGACGAGGCAUGCUCCAUCCAAAGAGAAUUCUUUACCUGUCACAGCAUGGAGAGUAGUUGUUUUUGGCUCUAUUUUAGUUCUCUCCAUAGUCAUUUAUGGCUCAAUAGCAUACGAACUCCUAGAUCCCAUCCAUCAGGGAUGGAAGACAAUAGAACGAAGAAUACAUCACUUAUAA